GUCCAUUGGGCUUUUUUUGUUGCAUCUCGGAUGUGGCAACUCUAUCAGUCAAAUGCAAUCAAUCCAAGAGAAGGUGUCAACAGUGGCCAAUUCUGGAGCAGUGUCAUCAGUGAUCAAUUCUAGAGCAGGUGUGGGGGGCUGUCAAAGACCAAGUGUCAUCAGUGGCCAAUCCUAGAGCAAUCAUGAUCAGUGACUCAGUUCCAAAAUAUAAUGGGAGGACACAAUGAGAGCGAACUUUUCACUGAUAACUACUGCAGGGUUUGCUGUGCCAUGUUAAUCUCAGAAGUCCAAAGGACCACACAUUAUGAGAGCAAAAAACAUGCUAACAAGGUGCGGCUUUAUUUUCAAAUCCACAAAGAAGAAGAUGGAGCACCAUAUAAGAAGUUAAAAACUGAUGUGGUUGGCUUCCAGGAUGCUGGAACUGGAGAAGUGGACAAGAAUAAACUUUGCACUCUCUGCAACAUGGUCUUCACCUCUGCCAUUGUGGCUCAGUCCCAUUACCAAGGCAAGGUCCACGCCAAGCGGCUGAAGCAGCUUGCUGGAGAGCAGCCCUCUGUCACUCAAGCACAGACUGCAUCUACAGAUGUGGCAAGUGUACAAUCAGAAGGAAACAGUAUUGCACAGGGUUCCCAGCCUGACAGCAGCAAGCAGGACCUGGUCUCCGAAGCCCCAGCGGUGGCCUCCAUGGCGCUGGAUCUGGAAGAUCCAAACAAGUUCUGCAAGCUUUGCAGCGCCUCCUUCAACAACCCUCUGAUGGCCCAGCAGCACUACAAUGGCAAGAAGCACAAGAAGAAUGAUGCAAGGAGGCAACUCCUGGAGGAUAUGGGGAAGGAGGCAGAUCCUGUUGAAACCAAUGUAGGAACAGGUGACUAUCCAUGUGCUAUCUGCAAUAUUACACUUAACUCCAUUGAACAGUACCAGUCACACCAGCAAGGAUAUAAACAUCAGCUCAAAGAAAACAAGGUUGCUGAUCUUGUACUGAAUACAAAGUCAAAGAAGUACGAUUCCUUCCAGGACGAACUUGACGACUUCAUAAAAGUUCAGAGAGCGCGAGGCCUUGCUCCAAAGACAUACUUCAGAAAAUCUGAGGAAAGGUCGGAAGAGGAAAUUGAGGACUUACCUAUAGUCAGACCUCCCCCUUCUCCUCCUGCUCCUGUCCCUAUUCCCACUCCUGGUUUGGAAUAUAUUGCUCAAAGCAGAGAAACUACCCCUGGGUUGAACCCAUGCACUUUCCCAGAGGAAUGUGAUUUCCAAAUGCAAGUACAUGAUCAUACACCCAAGUGGGCGUCUUUGGAAAUUGACAGUACAAAGACCACCUAUAUGCAAACCAAUGACUUACAAAUGGAAUAUUACACAGAAAGACAACCUCCAAUGAUGGCCAGUUACCCAGAAGACAGCCGAGGUCCCUCCAGUGUGGAAUCAGCUGAUGAUCACAGACCAAUGACCUCGGAUGACAGCAGCAGUUCCUCCAAAAAAGACAAAAGAAGGAGAAAGAGGAAACACGGACGGGAACGAAGAGACCCGGAAGAGACUGAAUCUGAAAGAGAUGAGGAAUGUCAGGUCUACAGGAAGGAGAGCAACCAGGAAGAGGUGGAACGGGUUCAAAGUGAAGAUCAGCAAAAGCAUAAAGCGGAGAAAAGAGAUAAAGAGGAGUUGGAAUCAGGAAAAGAAGAAAAGUUAAAACAUGGAAAGAAAGAGAGAAAGGUGAAAGAGGAUCCAUGCAUAGAAAAAGAGGACGCAAAACCGAAACAUAAAAAGGAGAAAAAGAAGAGGGAGGAGGUAGAUACGAGAACAGAAGAGGAAAAGCUUUGGGAUGAAUCUAUCUUAGGAAUUUGAUGGCGACAACUACUUUGUCGGACUAAGUCCUAACCAAUGGGCUUUGUUUCUGCUGAGAAUAAAAGUGUACGUUUAUUAACGAAUGUGUUGAAAGAUCUUUUUAUUUUUGAUGUUUUUUUCCCGCAAUGGUGAAUCAACAUUGUGAGAGUAACAUCUGUGUGUUUGUUGCCUCUGGGCUCUGUUUGUUGAACUUUGAUGAUUUUUGUCCCAUUUGAAAUGAGCCAUGACCUCAUUUGUGGAAUG
Callorhinchus milii (elephant shark) is the source of this 2079-nucleotide messenger RNA. Its product is annotated as zinc finger matrin-type protein 1-like. The record is from RefSeq and is a predicted model, not a curated record. The transcript is spliced from 7 exons. Gene Ontology annotation, molecular function: nucleic acid binding; zinc ion binding. NCBI's taxonomy places the organism in Eukaryota, Metazoa, Chordata, Chondrichthyes, Chimaeriformes, Callorhinchidae. The coding region runs from base 211 to 1836 and encodes 541 amino acids.